This is a messenger RNA of Galeopterus variegatus (Sunda flying lemur), 645 nucleotides long. It is a transcript of the gene SMCO1, whose product is annotated as chromosome unknown open reading frame, human C3orf43. The transcript is spliced from 3 exons. The record is from RefSeq and is a predicted model, not a curated record. The coding region runs from base 1 to 645 and encodes 214 amino acids. NCBI's taxonomy places the organism in Eukaryota, Metazoa, Chordata, Mammalia, Dermoptera, Cynocephalidae.
AUGAACAAUGAAACCACAACCCUGAUGUCCUUGAAGGAGGCUAUGAAAAGAGUAGACCAGAAACUCCAAGUUUUAGAAGCACAGUUCAAAGAACUGGACUUUGCCAAGGAUAAUCUGACACAGAAAUUUGAACAUCAUAGCAAGACUUUGGCAAGCCAAGCAGCCCAAGAUGAGAUGUGGACAGCAGUUUUGGCACUUAAGUUCACCUCAAUGGAACUGAAUAUUUUAUACAGCUACAUCAUUGAAGUACUUACCUGUUUGCACACUCGUGUCCUUGAGAAGCUACCAGACCUAGUGAGAGGUCUUCCCACAUUAGCAUCUGUUCUUAGACGAAAAGUCAAGAACAAGCACAUUAGAGUUGUGUGGGAGUCUGUGCUGGAGGAAUGUGGGCUGCAAGAAGGAGAUAUCACAGCACUUUGUACCUUCUUUAUUGCACAUGGUAACAAGGCAGAACACUAUGCUACUAAAGUGAGACCGAUGUACAUCAGGGAUGUCACACUUAUGAUCACUAACAUGGUAAAGAACCAGGCUCUUCAAGAUGGUUUGCUGAGGGCUGUUCAGGUCAUUGAGAAGGGGAAAGCAGUGAGGACCCCUGAAGAACAAAAGUCAUUCCUAAAAGAGUUGAUACCAUCAGUCAAAAACUAA